AUUUUGGGGCCCUCUGGAUGUCAGUGAGCAUGCGCGAUGUCGAGGCGGAAGUAAACUAACUGAUCAACAACACAAAACUGGAGAGUUGAUGAUGAUUUGUAUUGUUUUUUGGAAGGUGAAAUAAUAAAAAUUUAUUCGAAACAUGGCUGUAAAUGAAGUUGCUCUGCGGAAAAUGCUGGCUAAGAGUUAUAAAUACAGAGACUCGACCCUGAGGGAGAUCACUAAUGUGAUGAACCACUACAAAGACCUAAAGCCUGUAAUGGACAUUUAUGUGUUCAACGAUGGCAGCAACAGAGAGUUACUGAGUCUUACAGGGACUGUACCAGUGAGCUUUAAAGGAACCGUGUACAACAUUCCUAUUUGCCUGUGGCUGCUGGACACGUACCCGUACAAUCCUCCAAUCAGCUUCGUCAAACCCACUAGUUCCAUGAUGAUCAAAACAGGGAAGCACGUCGAUGCCAACGGGAAAGUCUACCUCCCGUAUUUGCAUGAAUGGAAGCACCCCGAGUCAGAUUUGUUUGGGUUGAUCCAGGUGAUGAUCGUGGUUUUUGGAGAAGAGCCACCAGUUUUUGCCCGUCCCACCACACAGAACGCGUACCCAGGAUUCCAACCUGCUGGUCCUCCUAAUGCCGCUUACUUGCCAAACACACCGAGCACACCAUUUGGCCAGAGUUACUCUCCUAACCCGGGAGGGUUUCAGGGUUAUCCGUUCCCUGCUGCUACAUCUGGAUACCCAGCCACACCUGGAACACAAUACUAUACUCCUACCACCACUGGAGGUCCGGCUCGUGACGCGACCAUCGGCGAGGACACGAUCCGUGCCUCUCUGGUGUCUGCAGUAAGCGAUAAGCUGCGUUGGAGGAUGAAGGAGGAGAUGGACCGCUCCCAGGCCGAACUUGACGCUCUCAAGAGGACCGAGGAGGACCUAAAAAAGGGACACCAAAAGCUGGAGGAGAUGGUGUCCAAACUGGACCAGGAGAUAUCUGAUGUAGACAAAAACGUGGAGCUGCUGAAGAAGAAGGAUGAGGAGCUCACAGCUGCUCUGGAAAAAAUGGAACAGCAGUCAGAGAACAGCGACAUCGACGAGCUCAUCGUUCCCACAGCACCGCUCUACCGCCAAAUUCUGAGCCUAUAUGCCGAGGAGAACGCCAUCGAAGACACUAUCUUCUACCUGGGAGAGGCGCUACGCAGAGACGUCAUCGACUUGGACGUCUUCCUCAAGCACGUCAGACUUCUCUCACGGAAGCAGUUCCAGUUGCGGGCUUUGAUGCAGAAAGCCAGAAAAACCGCAGGCCUCAGCGACCUCUACUGACCAAUAUGAAGCACGACACUUUUCUCUCUUUUUUUUUUUCCUUUCUUCUCUAUUAAAUAUCUAACCCUGCGAACGAGUACGUUAUCUACACCUUAUCUACACAGGUUUCACUUUAUACAACAAUCAGAUAUAACCAUACUGAUUAGUAUAGUGAUGCUGGGUUUUUUUUCCCCAUGCAUCUACCAUGCAUCGGGCCUGGACAUUGAUUUUGAAAAGUUUGCACACACACACACACACACACUUUAUCUGACCUUUCACUACAAUCCUAAGGACAUGGGAAUCAAGAACUGAUUAACACUGAUUUGUUUUUUUUCUCGCAUGCCUUUGAUUUAUAAAUGUGAAGUGAGCUUUCCAUACGGAUUUUUUUUGACGAUCGCAAUUUUUUCCUCAGACACUCAACCAUCUUCUCAGACACUUUAGGAGUCACAGAUUUCUUUAUAGUGAUGAACUUGAAGUAAUGACGGAUUUAAGAAGGCUUAUUUUAUAUUCGGCAAGAAAAUACAGUACAUUCCAAAAUUGUGUAUUAUUUUCCUUUUGCUUGAAUGCAUUGCACCAUUUAUUUGUAUGAUUUCUGCAAGUGAGGAAAAUUCAUAGAAAUACAUUUGCUACCCAGGAUUAAUUAAUCUCUGAUCCUCUAUAUGGACAAAAGUAUUGGGACACCUGACUUUUUUUUUUCUCCACACUGUAAUCUUUGGAUGAGGUUGCAUGAAUUAUGCAAUGCCUCUGUGCACAAAGCCAGCUCCAUGAAGAUAUGCUUUCCAUGGAUUGGAUUGGAAGAGCUCCUGCUAUAGAGCUCCAAAGCUCCUAAACCAAUAAACUUUUCACACUGACUGCACCCCAGGUCUCCUCACCUCACCUACAUCACUACCUGACUUUACUUUUAUGGCUAUCUCCAUAGGCAGACGCCAAAAUCUAGAAACAUCUUCCUCGAAAGAAUGAAGGUGCAACAGUUUGGGACUGAAUUUGGAUAAGAAAUGUUCAAAAAGCACGUAUGGUCAGGUGUCCAAAAACUUUUGGCCAUAUGGUGUAUUUACUGGUGUUUGACUCCAAAGGUGGUAAUGAUCUUGUUUGAGCUUUAUUAUUAAUAUUGUUAUUUUUUUCAUUCUACAUUUAAUACUAAUAUUAGUAUUUUUAUGGUAAAAGGAAUUCUAAGUUUGUGUUGAGUAUUUAUGGUUUUUGUAUUUUUGUUAUCGUUAUAUAUAUAAUUACAUACUUGAAAGUAACCUGAAUACCACCUUUACUAUAUUCUUGCAAAGGGAAUUUCCAAAUAAUUAAUUUUCCAUGCUUUACUACUACUUUAACACACCGGUGUGAAAGAGAUUGAAUUAAAAUCAUCAAGCUUGUGUAAA
Messenger RNA from Silurus meridionalis, 2661 nucleotides. RefSeq names its product tumor susceptibility 101b (gene tsg101b). The record is from RefSeq and is a predicted model, not a curated record. Gene Ontology annotation, biological process: protein modification process; protein transport; endosome to lysosome transport. Gene Ontology annotation, molecular function: ubiquitin binding. The transcript has 10 exons. NCBI's taxonomy places the organism in Eukaryota, Metazoa, Chordata, Actinopteri, Siluriformes, Siluridae. Bases 143 to 1312 code for a protein of 389 amino acids. Gene Ontology annotation, cellular component: ESCRT I complex.